AUGACGAGCAAGCGGUCGAGAGCGCAGGCAAGUUCGGUACUGAGUGAGCAAGACGAAGCUCUGGAGACGUACGACUUCAUCCCUGGCCAUCUGCGUCACCACUUCAAGGCAGACCUCGAAGCUCUUUUGAGCGAGGAUUCCAAUCGUGUAGAGCAGGAGCGCGUUCGUCAUGCUCGCCAGACCAGAAGUGCUUAUGUGGUGGCGAAUUCCUUCUCUCUGCAACCGCCAACGCAGGUGCUGUACUCUAACGCUAUCGAACGCGCUAUUACAGCUCGCAUGACUUUCUCUCGAGCACUGCAAGGAUUGGAGAAAUACUUUCGCGACGUGAUGGCCAAGAUGGAGCAGCUAGAAAUUCAACACCCAGACGGUGUUGUCGAUGCUAGUGGCGUGAAGAUUCCCACGCUGAUGCAAACGCAACGACAGAUCGUAAACGUAUGUCAAGGCUGUUUGAAUGACUGCGACCUCUAUUUAGGAAUGUACGAGGCACUCCCUAGUCCGCCAACUGCAUCAUCAACUCCGAUCGUUCGGUAUGUUGCGUGCUCUCCAAAGAGCUCAAUGCUGCACCAGAGACUCGAGUGUCCUUUCCCAGCUGUAGGAGAUCCAAAACAGCCCCAAUCAGGUGAUAACCAGACCAGACCAAUGUGUAUUACGAUGCAAGCGAUGGCUGCAAAAGACGUGAUCAUUGUGGACGACGUAGCAGAGCUAGAGCAAAACGAAAUUCGUCGAUUCUCGCCGAAUGAAGCGUCGACAGGACCGUUCUCGUGCUUCCCGUUAGUCUCUGGUCAGACGGCGGAAGACACCGCAGUGAUUGGAGUUCUCUCUGUCGAUUCGUGUCGAAAAGCGCAUCGCUUACUACCCCAGUCCAUGUCAGUGGAAGGUUUGUAUGCAUUUCUGCUUCGGAUGCAGCUGAAAGACGCUGCGAUGGAGCUCAGAAAGGCGAAAAUGGAUGGCGCUUGCUUUCUUGCACUCACAGAGAUCGACAUCCGACACAAACCAAGUUUCCAGCGGCUGAAAGUAGCUACGAGAAAUAAAUUACUGGAGAUAAUUUGCGCUCUUCAGCGAGGCAGUCGGAUGCAUCUCUCCGAAGGGAACGAGCGAGCGCUGCCAUUUACAAAGGACGACGAUGCGUUAGAGUUUCUGGAUGGCGUUUCUAAGCUAUCGGGCGAAUUUCUUGGUCAUUACCGUCGCGUUCACUGGAUUCAAGAAAUCGCAAAUAGUACGAUGAACCAAGCCUGCACAGCUUAUGACGUGUAUGACGUUUUGAUUCGCGCUAUCACCCGGUCGCUGGAGAGCUUGGAGCGUGUUGCAGUGUGGAAAAUCACACAGAAGAAAGUAGACGCCACGGCUGCGCCAGCGGCGUCCUUCUCUCCAUGGGAAAUAGACGUCGUCGCAUCUACAUCUGUUCCCGAUGAUCGACUAGUUCCAUUCCUGGAUGCACACGAGCUAAAGAUGAGGCGACUUGCUCUCUGCAAGGAGAACGAAGAAGCGAUUCGGGCGUCUAGGGAGACUGGAGCUAAUGGCUACACGACUUUACUUCGUGGAGGAAUUACUAGUGUCACUUCGGAACCAGAAAGCUCAACGACUUCACGUUCGUAUUCUUGUGAACACGCCACGUAUCAUGUUUCAUGGGCAGAUCGAUCUCUUCAGACGUUGUCGUGGACUCAACUCCGUCAGCUGCUUCCUAUUCGGACCAUGAACGCCAAGCAUUUCGAACUACGCCAACUCUGUCAAAAGCUGCAAGACGAAGCGAACGAACCAAAGACACAACACUCUGAACGUCGGAGAGGGAAGAUCAUUCGAAUCAACAGCCCGAAUGGGGUUGUGAUCGUCCUACGUGAUGCCUCCCGGCCACCCGCUGUAAACUACGUUCUGGAAGUUGAUUUUACUGCUCAUUUUGAGCCUCCUCAGGUAUUUUACGACUUCAUAGAGCGAGCAAUUAUUGUAGCUGAACAAGCGCUGACUUGUGUUCGUGGGCGAGAAGCACGGCAGGCUCUACGAAAGCGCGCCGUGGCGAGGAAUACGCAGCGGUUCCAAUCGAUUGGCCUCAACCCGUCUGGAGAUGCCCUUCGUGCUCUGCAAGAUAUCGUUCACGGCGUGUUUGCGGAUAUCGUCGAGAGUUUACCUGGUGUUCACGUGCAAAUCGCAGAGCUGCAAGCCGAUGGAGCUCAACUCCAGUAUACGUUUGCCAGCAGUGCGUCCACAAUUCUUGGGUGCACAUUAAAUCGAGGUCAAGGUGUUUCGUUCAAGUGUCUUGACGCAAAGCAAACAGUCGUAGUGGGGGCGACGUCGAAGUUGAGACCACUAUUACUGCGCCUCGGUGCACUACGAAGCCAACGUCAAGCCAUCGACGACGCAUUCCCGUUCGUUUUUGUGCCUCUAUUCCAUGAGGAUUGCUGUGUGGGCGUGCUCAGUGUCGAUUCGUUUCAAACUGUUCCAAAGGAAAGACAAGACGAAGCUCAUCCUGAAGCUGGAGCUCUGGAGUUUCUAGUUUUGUUGGGUAAAUUACUAGCGAGGGCCAUCUACGCUAAGCGUCGGUCGUAUGCGCUUCACGAAAUUCAACUCGCAUGCCAAGAACCGCUACGUUCACCGCAGCAAUUGCUAUUCUACGCCUGUCGAGCACUGAAAGAUGUUAUGGUUGGAGCUUGGAAGGUUCGAGUUGUGGAGAUCGAUGGACUGCGGGGGAAGACGACGCUGGUGUACGAACUCUCAGAGGGCGAGCGAGAACAAGCGCGUUCGUGGCUGUUUAACGUGGUGCGUCCCAUGGCGUUUCGCUGGAAGGAAUUGUGCACAGAUACGAUCGAGAAUUACUCGAGUCAACUGCAGAACAGUCGAGAGCAAGGUGCCGAUGGUGUGAUCAAACUCUUGGCUGCGAUCCGAGAAGACGAAGAAGAGCGUCAGAAGAGUGUGGAAAGGUAUGAACAACUGAUUGCUGAAGAGCAAGCCUCUCUGUGUAAUGCUCCGAGAAGAUCAGCAGUCGCGAUGGAGAAGGCGAAGCUGCUAGAAAGACAAGUCGCUGACAAGUAUUUCUUUCUUCUGGAUGAAGCUGGGGACAAUUCACCGAUGUUAACUGAGGAGUUAGCCCCUGGUGAUGACAGACUCUCAAGUCAAAAGUACAUCGCCCACGCGUUGAAGCUCUUUCUCGGCACAUCGACGUGCUUGUACUCGGAAUUGCAGGCAAUGGGUCGAACAACAACCAAAGUAUUUCUCACAGUUACGGCAUUGCCACAAUUCCACGCCAGCUGCGACCAGACUUAUCUACAACGCGUGACCAGUGUCACGUCGAAAUCCAUGGCUGCGUUAGGGAGUAGGAUACGUCGGUCGAAAGAGCGUACAGACGCUCUCAACGUAUUCAGAGACCUCUGUCAACGAGCUCUAACCUGUGAUGAUGGCCCCUUUACUGACAUGGCUACGAACACACGCGCUGGCCGCCAUAGCUCAUCCCCCACUGAAGAAGUCGAGACGGAGUGUCUGCUUCAGCUACAGCGAGACGCAAUCGCACUAAUUGAGCGCACAUUGAACUCUCCCAACGUUUACUUUGGGAUGUGGGAACCAGCACUGCGGAUCCUUCGAUACACUAGCGCCUCGAACUCCAGUAUGAUGGCUGGAAAGAAGCUGAAACACGGAUACGGAGUCUGCUUCCAGUCGCUGGAGAAGCAAGUUCCUAUCGUUGUAAGCAGUCGAGAUGCAGCGAAUGAUAACGAGACUGCCUCGUAUUUCAAAAAGCUGCGGUUCUUUACGACUGAACUGAUGGAAGACCGGAAGUGGCCAUUUAUUGUCGUUCCAGUUGGUAUCCUUGGAGUACUAUCGCUGGAUAAUAUGCAUAAUUACGAGCAAGAGGCUAACGAACUGCAACCUGAACUAGGAGUCGUGGAUUUCUUACGUAAAAUCGGUCAAAGUUUCGCCGAAGUGCUUACAGUCAUUCGUGGCCGGACAAUUCUACGACGCCAGCAUCUUCGUGACGUAGCGCUACUCCGAGUGAUGACUGCCUGUGAGAAUUUUAAGCCGACUGCGAGCAAUACGGGGACCGUGUCUUUGUAUCUUCCACACCUCAUCAUUCAACAAAUCGAAGACGCGCUUAAUGGAGUGGACGCCUACAUUGGGCUGGUAGAUCCACUAUGUGAACGCAUUCGCUUCAUUUGCGCGUCUUCAAAGAGUAAAAUGGAGAGAAACACAGUCGAUACAGCUCAGAGUUUGUCCUUCCGCGUCUUCUCCAGCCAACGCUCUAUCGUGAUUCCGCAGCUCGCGCAGUACUUUAAGGAGCAAGAAAUCUCACAACAACAUGGCAGUGAACCGGGACAAAAGUUGAAGUAUUUUGGAGGGUCAAGAACACCUCAAGGUCCGUUUGUGUGCGUUCCAAUACCAUUCGUCGGGGUAUUAUCUGUCGACACGUUCCCUGGAGCUGCUGGCGGUGUAUUCUCUCCCGGGUUUCCUGAGGAUGGCGUGGUGGCCUUUUUGGAGAAGAUAGCGAACUACCUGGGCGAGAAUAUCCGCACACUUGCUGCUAACGAGGCUGGAAAUAUACUUCCAACGCUGUUUCGAGGGAAUCGAUCGACGGUGCAGCUGCUCUUUCAAGAGAUUUUAGCGAUUAUAUCUCGCAAUCUGGUCGCUGUAUUCGACAUGAAAGCAUUUUGGUACGAACGGGACAAGCAAAGUGGGCAAUGGCGCAGGAAGGGACUGCUCGCUUCCAUGCAGAGAUCGACAAAUCCGGAGGUCUUAGUUGUGCAUUGCGCUUCGGCACGUGACGUCGGUGAUGAUGACGCCGCGUUGGUUCCGACAGUUCUGCUCUUACGUCGUGUCAGGGGUGCAACGUGGAUGUAUGAUGAGGAUUUCCUAUUGUCUGUCCUACCGCUGAUCAAUUCACUGAUCGAGUUGGUGAACGUGCGAGCUGAAGGAACUGUAGCCCGUCGACUGGCUACACGACAGAUAAGUGAUUUAUGUAGAACAUUGGAGAGCCUACCUUCUGCUGAGGCGACUCAAGUCAUGUACAAGACCAUGUUACCAACCGCAAUGGAGACGAUAGCACAGGCAAUGAGUCGAAAUAACUGCGACGUCUAUAUCGGCCAACGCGAGCUCAGCGGUCGAACCAAGAGUCAAGUAUCUGAACUUCAGCUGCGGUUUGUGGCUGCUUCCAGUCGAAGUCUCAUGCGAGGCGUUGCAAUCGACCUGGAGAACGUCGAUAAUUCGUCUCUGACCGUCGUCCAGUGUCUUCAGAACCAGAAGUUUGCUGAAGUCUCAUUGACUCGAGAGAGCUCUCCUGUUCGUGCACUUACAUCGAAGUCAGCACUUCGGGUUUAUCUUGCAGCUCCGAUGGGCGACAACUAUGUGCUCUGUGCAGAUAGCUUAGGAGAAGAGGCCUUUGUCCCGGGAAAGCGUCAGGUUGAGCCUGAUAUCAUCGCGUUUAUCAAGGCAGCUGCGUCGAAACUACACGAGACGAUCCUGUCGACUCGCCAUCGAUUGAGUUUCGACCAGCUGCGAAGUCUCACAAGGCGUCCACAUACUGACCUCAAGCUAUUUCACUCUACCAUUCUGGGAGGUUUACGUCGUGACCUCGUGGAUAUUCACUCGCAGCAGAUCCUUACGCUUGGAGCGGACUUUACCAGCUCGUUUCGACUGGAUGCGUGGCAGCGUUCAAGCACGCGACGACUGUUAAAGACGCUACCGGAGCACUAUUGCUCAGUGAAUGGCUGUGAAAAAAUGAUGAUCGCGCACGAAAUCCACUCGGAAUCUCACGUUUUUCUCCCGAUGAGCAACGUACCAAGAACUCUGGAUAUGAGUCGAUCUUGUAUGCAGCCAGUUGAGGGAACAGAGAAGCAUGGGACGUUUACUUGUGCGUGUUUGGCUACUAUGUUAGAUUCUUCGGUGGCGGGCAGAAGUGGAGACGCCAAGCUGGCUCUGUGUAUCUUCAGUCACGAUGCGACAUCAACGCAAGAACGAGGAGAGUUGAGACUGGGGAGAAGGUCGAUGAUCCCUCGAGAUUACGGAGACAGCACAGCCUUCUUUACCAGUUACCAACGACAAUACUUCUUCGCGUUUGCAGCUGUGGCCUCCGAUGUGUAUACGCAUGUAUUUCGUGCUUGUGCACUUGAAACCUUCGCAGCUGAGUUGUUUAUGGUGCUGCAAGAGUAUCUUGACGCCAAGGACGGAAUAGUCGUUCGGUUUUCUGAAGACGACGACAGCAAAAAAGCAGACGAUGCUCAGAUUUUAGCAACUGAUGACGACGGAUGUGGGUCAACUGCAUUGGCAGGAUCCACGCCAACCGUUCUAUUUAGUCAGCAGCCCAACAAAACGCCACCAGGACGGCCUCUACUUGGCAAACUUGAGAAGAAAGUUGGACAAUUCGAGGCGUCCAACACGCCACUAUCUAUCUUAAUGACGAAGAAAAGUAUACCAGCGCCUCUGGAAACAACCGCACAAGACAAAGCGAAGUUGGGUCCACUCUCCGUUGGAAGCUCUAAGAAAGGUCAAGACAAAAUUGUGAAACGUAGAGGUUCAAUGUCAUUGCUCGGGGGUAAGAAACACUUUCGGUAUGGGAAAAACAAGAAGCAGGAUGAAGAGCAGGAGAAAGACAAGCAACGGGAGCAAGUGAUGAACGCUUCCACUCAGUUGCAAACACUCGCGCCUUCACGAGCACAGCAGCUACGACACGAGAAGGUGUCGCUACAUGUGUUCGUCCGUGCAUUGGACUACCAAGAACGGCACGACAUCAUCGUCUUCACUGUCGAGAAGCAGUCAGUUCAGGCUGCGAGUACUGUGGAAACUCUCAUUCGGCAAGUGAAAGCACGAGCAGAAGCUAUAGCUACUCAACUGAUAGAAAAUCCUCCUCGUGGUGAUGAAGAGAUCAACGCCAAACGAUUUUGCUCGCUAUUCCCGUCAGACGAUCGAGGUGGAGGCGGGUUCCUCCUAAUGUCACUACUGCAAAAAGCUCGAGAUAACUUUCAGCAGAUCGAAGGUUCUCUCGGAGGUGCAAUGCGUCAGUUUUUAACUGGAGCUCAAGCCACUGCGCGAGAUGUUCAGUCGAUGAAUGCUGAAGAGUUGAGUGCUCUCUUUGGUACUGCAAAUGAAGCAAGUCUCACCCCAGCAACAGCAUUACUACGAGUGACACUGGUGGCUUGUGGAAUGAAACGUGAGAGUGCAGUGGCUCUUAACCAGACUGAUUUACUUAAGGAAUACUUACGGAUGCAGGCUGGACGUACGCUUCUACAACUUGACCCUACCGAUAAGAAAGUCUGGGGAGCUGUUGGCCGAGCCAGAGCACUGAUCCGCACCUUUAAUGAAGCAAUCCACUCAUUAGAACCACGUCAAGUAGCAGGAGACAAGCCCUGUGGGAUGAAAGAGGCAGCAAGUUUAGCGCUACAUUCUCUUCUCGACUUGCUGCUCGCCCAAUCGGCAGUUGUUAGAUACCUGAAGCACCUGGAAACGGAGAUGACACGCGAACGAAAGCAACUCUACGACAACCCAGCGACAGUUCUGCAGUGCUACAUCCGUCAGACCCAAGCACGAAUGGAACUCAAGAAGCGACGACGAGAGUUUCGAGCUGCCUUGGCGAUUCAGUGUGCAUUCCGGCAGCAUUUGGCUCGUCGUCGCGUGUUGUUCUUGAGGUGGACUCGAGCUGCGAUCAAAGUACAGCGAGCUUAUCGCCGCAAGCGUCAGCGAGCGAAAGGAUCGCGGCCCCAAAAGUUCACAGCGCAGUUGUUGUCUGCGUCACAGAAUUAUGGCACUUUGGGACGAUCUCCGUCUGUGGUGGCUACUAUGGACGAGGCAUGGCGUACAGACAUGUCUACUUUUGGUUCAUUCCAGGAAUAUUUAGCAAGUAAAGGUGGACGUGAGCAGCUCAGAAAAGAGGAAGAACUUAUGUGGAAGCAUCGAAGGGAGUUGGAGAAAGAUCGAGCUCGACUUGCGCGCGAUGAAGCAUUACGGGAAGACGUGGGGGAUUUAUUUGAGCUUUUAGACGAUGCUGGGAGUGGUGAAUUGUCGAGAGAACGCACUACUGCGUUGAUCACUCGGCUACAUGUCCCAUUGAACGAGGAAGAAGUGGCCGAUGUCGUGGCUAUGAUGGAUAGCGAUGGGUCCGGUGGAAUUUCCAUGGACGAAUUCAUGCGCUGCAAUCGGCUCGUUCUGUGA
Messenger RNA from Phytophthora infestans T30-4, 8121 nucleotides. RefSeq lists its product as uncharacterized. The record is from RefSeq and is a predicted model, not a curated record. Lineage: Eukaryota; Oomycota; Peronosporomycetes; Peronosporales; Peronosporaceae. Bases 1 to 8121 code for a protein of 2706 amino acids. Gene Ontology annotation, molecular function: protein binding; calcium ion binding. The transcript is spliced from 3 exons.